Molecule: messenger RNA, 2250 nt
Organism: Sordaria macrospora k-hell
Lineage: Eukaryota; Fungi; Ascomycota; Sordariomycetes; Sordariales; Sordariaceae
Source: RefSeq, a predicted model, not a curated record
AUGAUUAGUUGGGCGUUGAGGCGCAACAACAACUCAAAUGCGCAGAAUGCGCCGGGCGCGCCCGAUGCCGAUGAAUCCACCAACCAGCUCGAUGUUCCCGAUACUCCAGCGCCGGUUUUCGCUGUGCGCGCCUUGAAGACUGCCUUGUUCGGCACACCCGCCAAAGAUUCCAAAAAGUCCGCGCCUAUGCCCGGUCCCCAUCGAUCACCGACGAAACCCACCGGCAUUCUCUUGACUCCAGGUGUUGGCGCAGCUCGUCGCAAGCGCGUUUCCUUCGGUCAUGGCGUUAAGGCGGGAUCGGCCCUGGACUUGACCGCGACGAGUGGCUUUGGGGCCAACGGUCAGACCUCAAAACCAAAGACCCGAUUGAACGAAAUUCUCGAAAAUUCGCGGACCAGGCCACAAACCGCGGAUAACGGUGUCAAGACGUUUUCGGCCGAAGAUGCAUGGGAUGAAGAUGAUGUCGAGUAUUAUGAUGACUCGGAUCUCGAGACAGAUAUCACAGAUGCCACGGUCGAUCUCAACGAACCACACUCGCGCUCUGGCAGGUACUGGAAGGCCGAGUUCGAAAAAUACCACGCGGAUGCGAGGGCGGAAAUGGAGAAGCUGGUUAGAUAUAAGCAACUCGCAAAGUCCUACGCGAAACUGAAGGAUGCUGAGGCUAUCGACCUGAACAAGAAGCUCAAGGAGGAGCAGGAGAGGGUUCAGCUAAUGGAGGAGCAAAUUGCCGAGAUGACGCGCCACGUCAAUCUCUACUCCAAGCGAGGUGGCGCCGAGGCCAAUAACGGAUUGAUGGAAGAGCUUAAUCGACAAAAGGCUUUGGCGCAAGAGUACAGGGCCCAGGUCGAGGAAUUGGAGGAGAUACUGCGCGAAGAUGAAGAGGAUCACAACGACUAUCAGGCGGGCAGCCACGCUUCGUACAAGCGGCGGAUCGCAUCACCCAGGACCCAUCGGACACUUUUGGAGGCCCAGCGAGAACUCAGGAAGGCAAGAUCACAGGUUAGGGAGCUUGGAAAGCUUCGGGAUGAGCGGGACCGGAUGAAGACAGAGCUCAAAUUCGCCGAGCAACGAACCAACGCGCUCACCGAAGAGAAUAAGAAGCUCAACAGUGAGGUCGUGUUGAGCAACUUCAAGGUCAAGGAUUUGGAGAAACGGCUGGCCGAAUCCAAGAACGAGAACCUGGUCAAGGACAAUGAACUCCAGAAACUCAGGGCGGAUUACGACAAAUUGAAGGAAGACGCGAAAUCCCGAUACAUGGAAGCCAGGCAAGUUUUGGAAAAGAAGAACGACAAAAUAUCCGAACUUCAGGACGAAAUUGCAACCCUCAAGGCCGAGACGAUCGAGUCCAAGUGGGCGGCGCGGAUGAAGAACCUGGAGGCGAAACUGAAAGCGAGCCACGACAAGAUCAAGGAAGCAAAUGACCGAGAAGAAGCACUCAAGUUCCUGGAAACGGCCGAGGAGGAGAGCACAUUGUUGUUCAAGGAGUUGGAUGCACUCAGGAAAACAAGCAUGCAGCGAGGGAUUCUGAAUCCCGCACCAGCUGCCGGAGCCCAGAAGCGAAUCAGGACCAACACGGGCGACAUCAAGCGGUACAGCUAUGAGGACGAGGCAUUGGUGUCUUCACGGGCUCUUAGGGAAAAGAUCGAGGCAGACAUGGCCAAAAAGCCUUUAGGAUUUGGCGAAACCGCGAAGCAACAAGCGCCGUUGUGGACGACCAACCAACCUGACCGGGCAGCAUCGCGCAGGACAACAGCAGGGACUACCACGGCAACUGCCUCAUCUGCCGCUGCCAGAACUCUCCGAACAAAGCCGAGCUUGGAGGAUAUUCUAGGCAAGAAGCUGGAUAAGCCAUGGGCGAGCACCAAGACGACAGCAACAACGGCUGGCAACACCGGCUCUCAAUUGCCGGCGACAAGGAGGACGCGUAUUGCCCGGCCUCUCUCCAACGAAGUGCCCGAGCUUGAGCCAUUCAAGGCCCCCACUUCUCACUCCUUUAAGGUGCCGGAUCUUGAGCCCUUCAAACCAGACGUGGUGCCGCAUUCGAACAUCGCGCGUCUGGAAGGGUUUGACAUUGAUAGUAGCUCCGUCUGGAACGUUGGGAGCACUACACCGCCUCCGAAGACAUCCACAUCCACAUCAACAUCCCUUCCCGCAGACCGCCGAGCGGCAGCCAUUGCUCGAUUGCAGCGCAAGAGAGCCGAAAGGGAGAAGGGUCUGGGCGACAGGAAUAAGGAGAACCUGUGGCCCUGA